Protobothrops mucrosquamatus (brown spotted pit viper) is the source of this 1932-nucleotide messenger RNA. It is a transcript of the gene STX6, whose product is annotated as syntaxin 6. Bases 123 to 887 code for a protein of 254 amino acids. Gene Ontology annotation, cellular component: synaptic vesicle membrane; endomembrane system; SNARE complex. The transcript has 8 exons. Gene Ontology annotation, biological process: intracellular protein transport; Golgi vesicle transport; vesicle fusion. The record is from RefSeq and is a predicted model, not a curated record. Gene Ontology annotation, molecular function: SNAP receptor activity; SNARE binding. NCBI's taxonomy places the organism in Eukaryota, Metazoa, Chordata, Lepidosauria, Squamata, Viperidae.
CUGCCGCCGCCGCUCCAGCCCGUAGGAAGGAGCGAGCUGGGGGUUGCAAGCCUUGGAAGCUCUCGGCACGGCGUGGGGGACAGCUUCGAGCCAAGCCCGCUCCGCGACGGGCGCCAGGCGUCAUGUCCAUGGAGGACCCCUUCUUCGUGGUGAAAGGGGAAGUUCAGAAGGCAGUUAAUACUGCUCAGGGGUUGUUCCAGAGAUGGACAGAACUCCUACAAGAUCCGUCAACAGCUACAAGAGAAGAAAUUGACUGGACCACAAAUGAGCUAAGGAACAACUUAAGGAGUAUUGAGUGGGAUCUUGAAGAUUUAGAUGAAACAAUUAGCAUUGUUGAAGCAAAUCCUCGGAAAUUCAACCUUGAUGCCACAGAACUAGGUGUGAGAAAAGCCUUCAUCACAAGCACUCGGCAAGUGGUCAGGGAUAUGAAGGAUCAAAUGUCAAAUACUUCUGUUCAAGCUCUGGCUGAAAAGAAAAACAGGCAGGUGCUUCUGGGAGAAAGUAGAACUCACAGCUGGAGUUCCGGGACGGACAAAUACAGCCGCUUGGAUCGAGAACUGCAGUCUGCAAAUUCACACUUCAUUGAAGAUCAGCAAGCACAGCAGCAGUUAAUCAUUGAUCAACAGGAUGAACAGUUGGAGCUGGUCUCUGGAAGUAUUGGAGUACUAAAGAAUAUGUCCCAACGCAUUGGAGGGGAGUUGGAUGAACAAGCUGUCAUGUUGGAUGAUUUCUCUCAUGAGGUGGACAGCACCCAGUCUCGACUAGAUAACGUUAUGAAGAAACUUGCAAAAGCAUCCCAUAUGACUAAUGAUCGAAGACAGUGGUGUGCCAUUAUCAUCCUCCUUGUUAUCCUUGUGGUGGUGCUUAUUCUGUUUUUUGUGCUGUGAUAGUUUGGGGCUCGGAUUCUUUUACGGGCUCCUUUUGUGCAGACAUCUUAGCACUGUUCCUGUCCGCCAGGGAAAACUCUUACGGAAAAAGUACCCUAGGAGAGUUGGAUACUGUGUUCUGCUGUGGAUGGCUAUCAGUGACAUAACUCUCUGUCCUCAUGGUUCUUCUUCUCAUGAUCCUCCUUAUCUUGCUCAAGGAAGAAAUGGAGCACUCAUACACACAAAUACUACUUACACUGGAAGUGGAUUCCCUGGGCUGUAACAUUGGACUCUACAAAUGUUCUGCUAUGGGACGGGUGGUUUAGACUGGAAGAGACCACUGUGCGGUCAUUCCCAUCACGUCGCAGAGCCACCAGAUGCCUUUUGUCUGCUUAUCAUAACAGGACUCUUGCCAGUGUUAAACAUACAUACAUACAUGUGUCGACUCACAAGCAGAUCUUGUAGAAAUUAUUCCACCGCCUACAAGAUUCCUUUCCCAGGCCUUUUACAGCACAGCCAAGCCUGCCAAAUAAUCAUGGACCUUUAAAGGAGGAAAAAGCCACUCGGACUGAGAAUAUUUGUUUUCCUCCAGAGCAGAACUGUGCACUUGGUAAUGUCAUGGGUACGUAGUUUGUACCCACUGUUGUAAUGCUAACUAAUGUUAAAUAGAACAAUAGAAUGUUAUACACGGAAAGCUGCAGGCCUAAAUCUAAACUAAAGUCAGUCCUAGCAAAUAGAGUCCUAGCAAGUCUGGGCAUUGGGCUGGAAUUCAGUUUUGCUUCAGGGAGGCAGACUGGCCCUGGCAGGCUAAUACAGGCCGUAAGUAAAAUAUGUGCAUGUUGGUGUUGUACAUCAGACAGCUGUAGUGACUCUACUUUUCAGACCUGUAAUCUCAGUUUUACUGCAGUGUAGAAGACAAAGUCAGUAGGUAUACUGUGGCUGCUAAAAUCUUGUGUUUUUGUGGCUUUGAUUAUCAGUUAUCUGAAAAGAGAAGCUUAUAUUUGAGUUCUGCUAAUUUAAGAGAUGCUUCUGCUGGAUAGAUGUCAAGAUUUAAAUGCAAGAAUGG